AUGUCAACAUUACCAGGUAGCCAUGGAUAUCCUUCCAGAAGCGAAGAGCCCAGCAGAAACAAUCCCGAGAUCGAAACAUCGAUGGCGCAUUAUACAGUAUUUGUCGAGAAACGCACAACGAAAGUUGCCGAGAUUCAAUCCGAAACCCUCUCAAAAUUAGUGAGCGAGGCAUAUGAUAGAGCGAAUAGAUAUAACUAUGUUACAGGAGAAGCUAGGGAGCAAUAUCUAUACACGACAUUGCCCAAUGAUAUCACCAAGACGUUAACAGAAAGCAUGAUUCAGAAUCUGGAAGUACAAAGACUGACAAGCGAGCUGGACGAAUAUCAUAAUGUUUUCUCCAAUAUGCUGCUAAAUGGGACAGAAUAUUCGCCCAACGUCACGUCAGCUUUGGGCAAGAUGUCCGAAAGGUUAUCAGCACAGUAUUCGAUGCUCAAAACCGCUCGUGUUGAAAAUGUAAAACAAAUGUUACAGAAGAUGGACUUUAGCCAUUCUACCCAAGAUAAAUGA
Kwoniella shivajii is the source of this 507-nucleotide messenger RNA. RefSeq lists its product as uncharacterized. Bases 1 to 507 code for a protein of 168 amino acids. The record is from RefSeq and is a predicted model, not a curated record. Lineage: Eukaryota; Fungi; Basidiomycota; Tremellomycetes; Tremellales; Cryptococcaceae. The transcript has a single exon.